This is a messenger RNA of Pyricularia oryzae 70-15, 3782 nucleotides long. RefSeq names its product iron-sulfur clusters transporter ATM1. Gene Ontology annotation, cellular component: mitochondrial inner membrane. The record is from RefSeq and is a predicted model, not a curated record. The transcript has 2 exons. The coding region runs from base 292 to 2394 and encodes 700 amino acids. Gene Ontology annotation, biological process: intracellular iron ion homeostasis; transmembrane transport. Gene Ontology annotation, molecular function: ATP binding; ATP hydrolysis activity; ABC-type transporter activity. Lineage: Eukaryota; Fungi; Ascomycota; Sordariomycetes; Magnaporthales; Pyriculariaceae.
UCGGCCCUGAAACUGUCGUGAACGCCGAACCAAGUGGCUUUUCUUUCGCAAGACCUACAACUCCAAUAAAAUGCUUCUUGUUUAGAUUCGACACAUCUACAAAUAGACCAAUUGCUUCUCGGGACCGACCCGAAAGCUCGUCAAUUGGCUUGUCAAAAUAUUUUCCAAUCGGCGCGACCGCAUUCACGCGACAGCACCGAUCUCGGGCACGGAUGAAAUCGCGGAUGCCCGCCAUUUGGUCCACUUCCACAACAUGAUGAAUGCCAGCAGCAGUCGAUCCCACCCGCAAUCAUGAUCACACGAAACAUACCCCGAGCAGCGUUGCUCUCCUCGAGGCCGACGCUCUCGAGCUGUCAGCACCGACACCUGCCACCAUGGCCGCCUCGGUUCCCUUCGAGCCGAAUCCGCGCGCUCAUCACCUCGACCCCGCGACGGGCAAGCGCUCCUCCCACUCCGCCGUCAUCGUCCACCGGCCCCGGCUCCCCACGGUCUCCCGCAGUGACGCCCUCGAAGGACUUUCUGGCCACGCCGGACAAGACCAACCAGGAGCAGAGGAAGGCGGACUGGGCUAUAAUAAAGGAGAUGUCCCACUACCUAUGGCCCAAGGACAGCUUCAACACAAAGAUGCGCGUCGCUCUGGCCGUGUCUCUGCUGAUCAGCGCCAAGGUCCUCAAUGUACAGGUACCCUUUUACUUUAAGAGCAUCGUAGACGCCAUGAACGUGGACGUUGGCGCCAUGGGUGGCACGGCGGCUGCGGUCGCGGGCUCUAUGAUACUUGCGUACGGCGCAACGCGAAUCGGCGCGACUGUUUUCCAGGAGCUUCGCAACGCCGUCUUUGCCUCAGUCGCGCAGAAGGCGAUCCGUAAGGUUGCAGCCAACGUCUUUGAUCACCUGCUGCGGCUGGACCUGGCUUUCCAUUUGUCCAAACAGACUGGUGGUCUGACGAGAGCCAUCGACCGUGGAACCAAGGGCAUUAGCUUUUUGCUCACCAGCAUGGUCUUUCACGUCAUCCCGACGGCCUUAGAGAUCACCAUGGUCUGCGGUAUCUUGACCUGGCAAUACGGGGCGCAGUUCGCCAUGAUAACAGCCGUCACCAUGAGCGCAUAUACUGCCUUUACGAUCUGGACCACAGCGUGGAGGACAAAGUUUAGGCGCCAAGCCAAUGCCGCCGAUAACCGGGCUUCGACCGUAGCUGUGGACUCUUUGAUCAACUACGAGGCCGUCAAAUACUUCAACAAUGAAAAGUACGAGGUCAAACGCUACGAUGAUGCUCUGAAACAGUACGAGAAGAGCUCCAUCAAAGUCGCGACCUCGCUCGCGUUCCUCAACAGCGGGCAGAACAUCAUCUUUUCUUCCGCCUUGACUGCCAUGAUGUACCUGGGUGCAAAUGGCAUUGCUCAGGGAAACCUCUCGGUUGGUGAUCUGGUCAUGAUCAACCAGCUCGUUUUCCAGUUGUCAGUGCCGCUGAACUUUCUUGGCUCCGUCUAUCGUGAGCUGCGUCAGUCUCUGCUUGACAUGGAGACGCUCUUCAACCUGCAAAAGGUCAACGUUACUAUCAAAGAGCAGCCGGAUGCCAAGCCACUCUCUUUGAGCAAGGGCGGCGAGAUUCGGUUUGAGAAUGUCAACUUCGGCUACCACCCUGAUCGUCCCAUCCUACGUGAUCUGACCCUUACCAUCCCAGCCGGGAAGAAGGUGGCUAUAGUAGGCCCCAGCGGCUGCGGAAAGUCGACGCUUCUUAGACUUUUGUUUAGGUUCUAUGACGCGCAGUCUGGCAGGAUUUUAAUCGACGACCAGGAUAUCCGCAGCGUGCAGCUUGACUCGCUCCGUAAAAGCAUCGGAGUUGUGCCGCAGGACACCCCACUCUUCAACGAAACUGUGGAGCUCAACAUCCGAUAUGGCGACAUGUCGGCGCCGCGAGAGCAGGUUGUGGCAGCGGCGAAACGUGCCCGCAUUCAUGAUACGGUGGAGUCAUGGCCUGACGGAUAUGCGACCAAGGUUGGCGAGAGGGGGCUGAUGAUAUCGGGAGGUGAGAAGCAAAGACUGGCCGUGUCGCGGCUGCUGCUCAAGGACCCGCCGCUGUUGUUUUUCGACGAGGCUACGAGUGCAUUGGACACGCAUACGGAGCAGGCUCUGAUGCAGAACAUCAACUCGAUUCUGCGUGAAAAGAGCCGCACCAGCGUCUUUGUUGCACACCGAUUGCGGACCAUCUAUGACUCUGAUCUCAUCAUUGUUCUCAAGGAGGGCCAUGUAGCCGAGAUGGGCUCUCACAAGGAGUUGAUUGACCGAGGUGGUCUGUAUUCUGAGCUUUGGAGUGCACAAGAAACACUGUUCAAUGCGGAUGGGUCGGAGAAAAACGAAGAAGUGCCGGAUAAGAGCGGUCGCCCCAGAUCAUAGUGAAUUCUUGGCGCAUUAGAUGAACCGGACUCUCAUAAUCCCGGCCGGAUGUGCGAAUCUGCAUUUGACGGCGUUUUGGUACGGGCGCUUUAAGGUCCGGCAUACGAAGUACAUGGUGCCGGCAGCUGGCGUCUUUGCAUAUACAUAGAUUAGCGGUCUGAUCCUGGAUAUUCUCCCGACAUGUGACUGGGAUUAUCUUUUUUUGCUUUGUUGAUUUCGGCACCUUAUAGAGACUGCACAUUAUACCCUUCCGUUUUUUUCUAUGGGUGCUUACCCGCCUCUAUUAAGCUAGGGGGGAAUAUUUCUUGUCUGGCCAUCCAGCAAACGCCAACGUAGCGAGCUACAGGCAUUUUGCCAACUAAAUUACAGGCCACACCCUUGUCGACAGAUCUGUAAGAAAUCGUCCGCCUCACUUUCCGCUUAUCAUUACCCGUCUUUUCAUCUUUCACCGCCCCCAAAAUAAAACUGAGACAAAUCGAAGAGAGAAAAAAAAUGCCGCCUUGCUCAGACAAAUGUCCGACCCUGAGGCGGCCGACGCCAAGCGUGGGCCGCCGCCCGAAAGGCAUCCACGAACCGGCCCCGGAACCCACUCCGCGCCCGCACUGACUGAUAAUCGGACAAGGGUUGCAGAAGCGCUUCUUGGGCCUGCUCGUGUUCUUCAUCGCCGCCUUGGGGAAAGCGGCUAUCCAUGGCAUUUUUCUCGGGAGACUUGAGCAGCACCUUGCUGCUGCCGCUACCGCUGCUGCUGGCGCCCACCGCUUUCUUGCUACUGCUGCUGCUACCGCCGCCGCUGCUCGGGAAAAACCCCCGGUCCUUGACCGGGACCUCGUCAAACUCCUCGCCCCGCAGGGGCCAGAAGGUCUUGGAGAGCUUGCGAGGCGGCGCGACGCUGUAUGCGGGCGGCGGGCCGGACGGCGCCGGGGCCGGUGGCGCUCUGAACUCCUCGACUGCUGGCGCUGAUGCCGCUGCUGGCACUGGUGCUGGUUCCGGUGCCCGUGUCUGUAGUGCUGUCGCUCGCUGUAGCGGCCGAGGGCGGUCAAAAUCCGGCAUCGACUGCUGGACGUGGAGUCGCGAUAUCUCGCCCUGGCCUCUGGCUCGCCGCCGGGCUGCACAGCGGCCUCCUACGGCGUGGGGACUGCAGCCGACGGAGGCCCUUUUGUUGGAGCAUCUACGGCCCAUUGUAACUUUCUGGUCUCGAGGUUUUAUUUUGGCGUGGGGGUCUUGCCGGGAAUGCUCUCGUCGUCUUAUCAGUCAGGGGGGACAGGUGACCAAAUGGAACAGAGAUGAUGGUUAUCUUGCCAAGGAGCAUGACCACUGCACGUCUUUUUUUGCAAACAUUGCUUGAUAGCUACUGGAAUAAAUAUAAAAAGUCUAUCUCGUCCGGUCCG